UAUGCUUCACAGUUGGCGCCCAUUUGCUUCUCUUGAGACUCUCUCUCCCUCUCUCUCUCCCUCUCUUCCUGCGCACCUCCCCCAGGCCAAAUGCCCCCAGGUCUCCGCUUCCUUUUCCUCUUCUUGGCCACCGUAUGUCCCCUUCGCUCCACGGCUGUGGCUAUAGGUGUAAACUGGGGAACAACGUCCUCGCAUCCUCUCCCGCCAUUAAAGGUGUUGGAGCUCUUGAAAUCCAACAACAUCUCCAAAGUGAAGCUCUUUGAUGCUGACCCACUUGUGCUACAAGCUCUCUCCGGGUCCAACAUUGGUGUCACUGUGGGCAUUCCUAAUUCCAUGCUUAAAAGCUUCAACUCUUCCAAGAAAGUUGCGGAGAGCUGGGUCCAUGAUAAUGUCACCCGCUACUUCUCUAGCGGUAGCAGUGGAGUUCGUAUUGAGUAUAUUGCUGUUGGAGAUGAACCAUUUCACCUAAGCUACGGUGAGCAGUUCCAUCCCUUUGUUACUGGGGCAGCCAUCAAUGUCCAAACAGCUUUAACUAGAGCAAAUUUGGCAAGCCAGGUGAAGGUUGUGGUUCCAUGCAGUUAUGACAUCAUCCAGUCAGAAUCUGGCCUGCCUUCCAAAGGACACUUCAGGUCUGAUCUUAAUAAAACCAUGAUUGAACUCCUCACAUUUCUGAGAAAGCAUCACUCACCUUUCUUUGUAACCAUCUCCCCAUUUAUUACCUUCCAUAAAAGCAAGAACAUUUCCCUUGACUUUGCUCUCUUCAAAGAAGCUGCACACCCUCGUAAUGACAGCCAUAGAAUCUAUAAGAACAGCUUUGACCUCAGCUAUGACACCCUGGUCACUGCAUUAUCAGUGGUUGGGUUUCCUGAAAUGAAUAUUGUUGUUGCAAAGAUAGGGUGGCCUACAGAUGGAGCAGCCAAUGCCACUUCAUUCAUUUCAGAGACCUUCAUGAAAGGCUUGAUGGACCAUGUUCAUAGCAAAUCAGGAACACCACUUAGACCUCGGAAUCCACCAGCAGAGACAUACAUAUUUAGCCUUUUAGAUGAGGAUCAAAGGAGCAUAGCCACAGGAAACUUUGAGAGACACUGGGGAUUAUUUACUUUCGACGGUCAAGCCAAAUACCGCAUUGAUUUUGGCCAAGGUUUGAAGAAGCCAGAGAAUGCAAAGAACGUAGAAUACCUUCCUUCCAAGUGGUGUGUUGUCAACAAUAACAAAGACUUGUCUAAUGCAAGUACAAAUGCCAUGGAUGCAUGUUCAGUUGCUGAUUGCACUGCACUCUCGCCUGGUGGGUCCUGUUUCAAUAUCAGCUGGCCUGGAAAUAUAUCGUAUGCAUUUAAUAGCUAUUAUCAGCAGCAUGAUCAAAGAGCAGAUAGCUGUGAUUUUGGGGGGUUGGGUUUGAUCACAACUGUUGAUCCAUCAGUAGGAAACUGUAGAUUUUCUAUUGAACUUCGUACUUCCCAUACAGUCUCCUUAUCUGGGUCUUAUCAUUUCCCAUGGAUGAUCUUGUUAACGGUAAAAUCUUAUUUCUUUUUACUUUACUUUUAUUGAAAAAUGACAUAAAGGAUAGAUAUCUGAGGCAUUUUUGCGUCUCCUUUAUUUGCCUCAGGUCUGUUGUAGUUCUUGAUGUUUUAACAUUAUUUGUACCAAAAACACCUUUUGUGCUCUAUUAUUGGACAAAAGUAAUUAUAGGAAAUCAACAUGCGGCUGUCUUUCACGUUGUUGAUUCUUGUUAAAA
Manihot esculenta (cassava) is the source of this 1735-nucleotide messenger RNA. Its product is annotated as glucan endo-1,3-beta-glucosidase 9. Gene Ontology annotation, cellular component: plasma membrane. Gene Ontology annotation, molecular function: hydrolase activity, hydrolyzing O-glycosyl compounds. The record is from RefSeq and is a predicted model, not a curated record. The coding region runs from base 91 to 1548 and encodes 485 amino acids. NCBI's taxonomy places the organism in Eukaryota, Viridiplantae, Streptophyta, Magnoliopsida, Malpighiales, Euphorbiaceae. Gene Ontology annotation, biological process: carbohydrate metabolic process. The transcript is spliced from 2 exons.